Molecule: messenger RNA, 321 nt
Organism: Adineta steineri
Lineage: Eukaryota; Metazoa; Rotifera; Eurotatoria; Adinetida; Adinetidae
Source: the annotation of a GenBank genome assembly
AUGGCAAGGUAUAUGGGAGAGCAAGAAGGUGUCUCUGCUAUUGUAGUUCGUAUUGGUGCUUUCAAACCAAAUUCCGUUGCGCAAGUUGAAUAUGAACAUUACUGGAUGAUGGAUGCUUGGUUAUCACCACGUGAUGCCUGUCACCUCUUUGAACGUUGUAUUGAUGCUUCAGAAACCAUUCGUUUUGUCAAUGCUCAUGGCCUGUCAAACAAUACAUUCAAUUGUAUGGAUAUUCAAUCCACGAAAGAUCUGUUAGGUUACGAGCCGCACGAUAAUUUCUUCGAAGAAGCACCAAACUUUAAAGCAUUAAAAUAUUGGUGA